AUGGACAAUAACGAUGCUGUGACCAUCGUACCGUUUACAGAGUAAGUCUAGGUUUACAACAUUAUUACUUAGCUUUUAGACAAGAAUGGAAUUUUGUGAAGAACAAUCUAAUGACCUUAAAUCUUAAUAUCUUGAAGCAAGUGGUUGAGGUAUUGCACAUGUGGGAAUUUCGGUAAGCACGAGGAAAGCUACAAUUUUAAAUUUCAUUUAAGAUACAAAACUUUCUAUUUUUGGUUUUUUAUUUACGUUUGACAUAACUUUAAAUAUUAUGGUUUAAUCAUGUUGUUUUAGGUCAGAACCGCACACUCCAGUUGUUAUACGACUGACGCGAUUGGUUAUUAGUGGAAUCUUGUUUGAUAUUGAAAACAGUGUACCAAACCACCUCGUUUGUUACAAUAAACAGUUGGUUCACAGCACGGUAAUGAUCAGGUGAGCAUAUUAAUAUAGUUUGUUGAUUCUUUAGAUUCGUGAGCUACUUGAAUGAGAUGUGUCAAUCUGAAGAUGGUCCUUUGAGAUCUGUGGUGGAUGCAACAAGUAAAGUAAGUUUAUUUUUAACUACUUAAAAAGUAAGAAUCUUCAAAGCAUUGAUUUAUCUUAUUGUUGUUAUGGAAAGCAUUGUAGUAUCUUACUGUCUUUAGAUUGGCAUACCUCCCUGGAUAGUCCAGAUGAGACAUAGUGUUGCGCAUGCUGAUCUACCCAAUUUGAAAGAAUUGCAAAAUGGAGUCAGGUUUUGUCGAAAUUGGCUGUGGGUAAGUGGCCAACACCUAGUUCUUGUAAUUAAUAUUUUCUUUGGUUAUUUUUAAUUAAAGGUAGCAUUACAACAAAUAUGACAAAACAAAUUGUUGAUACCAAUACAUGUUUUAAAAUAAGAUAACGACUUUUUUUAGGACAUUCAUUGGAGCCAGCCGGUUGAAAUUGCUAUGACAAUACCUGGAGCAGACUUUACUCAACAGAAACAACAGACCAAUCCAGAUUUUGAACAUCUCAAGAAGCUGGUACUAGAGUAUUGUAAUGUAAUGACUAGUAAAUCCCGAGAUGCAACUGAAAAAGCGGCCAAUAAACGGAAGAUUCAGAAUUCCUUGGAUGGAUUCAGAAAGAUUAUUAGGGAGGAACCACAGUAAGUAGUUUAAUCGUACUUUUGAUAUGGUUUUUUCAUGUUUUAAAUACUGCAAUUACCUAUUCUUUGUUAACUAUGGUUAUUGUUCUUUCAGUUCGUUUGUGUCUGCUCUUACUAAAAGAUUGUUGGUCACCAGAGAGUCCAUGACAAAAUCCAAAUUUACGUACGAUUGCUGUGAGUUCGUUUUAUUAUUUAUAAUGUUGUAUUUUAUUAGGUGUAAUACAAGUUCUUGUUUGUAGCUAAAACUGGAAAUCGUGUCUGGACGAUACCUCAAAGCUUGGCCACCUUCUGGCAUCAUCUUAUUGUAGUUUUGGAGGAUUGUAAUUGCUAUGGAAUGUUCUUAAAUAAGGUAAAAGUUUUCACUUAUGUUGUGUGUUUGUGAUGUUAGAUUUCCUUUAUCUUUCUACUUUAAGUUAUUUAAAAUUUUAAACGAUAUAAAUAUUUUUUUGAAAUAAUUAUUUUAGGUAACACAGCUAUGUUCAGAUGAAACGUUAGAUUUCUUUGAAAAGAGUCAGUAUGCUGGAUGGAGCGCAUUACUUUUGAAUCGGGUUUUUAUAACAGGUAAGCGACAUGUUUAAGUAUCAUUAACAUAGAACUUUAGAGAUCUCGUUGUCUGAUUACGACCUCAAGUCUCUCAUUGUCAACAUUCUGGAUGGGUUCUACUUUUUCUCGAAGAACGUAUUUCUAAAGUAAGUAAUUAUUCUUUAUUUAUGGUGAUCUUACUUGAAAGGUACAAACAUACAAACUUUUUUAAUCAUUCUUCUUACUUUAUUUCUCAACGUAUCGUAACGGCUUCAGCUACUGUAAUGUGUAAUUUAAGGUUACUAAGUCUAGGAGACAGGAUAUCAGACGAAAAGAAAAAAGAAUACAUUUCAUUGUGGGACAUUAAAGCAGAUCCCAUGGAGGUCGACGGUUCCCCAUCCCAAGAUGAUGUUUUAAGUCUGGAUUCUUUGGUCAGGCAGAAAGGUAAUAUAAAGUACAUGAUUAAAAUACAGUUUUAGACAAACCACCAGUACGACAAGUAUAUCAAGAAUGGGAUUUAACAGAUGUUAAAGCUAGCCUCGGACUCACAGAACAACAAUCGUCAGAAACCUUGAAUUUGAGGAUUCCAUUCGCGUGA
Messenger RNA from Bursaphelenchus okinawaensis, 2237 nucleotides. The record is from the annotation of a GenBank genome assembly. NCBI's taxonomy places the organism in Eukaryota, Metazoa, Nematoda, Chromadorea, Rhabditida, Aphelenchoididae.